Messenger RNA from Schistosoma mattheei, 3436 nucleotides. The record is from the annotation of a GenBank genome assembly. NCBI's taxonomy places the organism in Eukaryota, Metazoa, Platyhelminthes, Trematoda, Strigeidida, Schistosomatidae.
CUAAAUCAUAACACUUGAAUUUGAUUAUGUCAUAAUGAAAUUGUUAUAUUAAAUAUGCUUGGGACUUAUAAAUCUUAUAAUUUAUUAUGAUUAUUUUCUUUUAACUUCUCUUAUUGUUAAAUAUAUAACAAAUAAAACGAUUAUGGCAAUGUUAUAAAACUUGAUUACUUUAUAAUUGAUUAUUCAAUCAUUUAAAUUGCAUAAUAAUUAGGCUACAAUUAAACAAAAACAUAAAUAACUGAUGAUUUUUGAAAGUGAAGACAACAGGAAUGCGAAAAGCAAUAAUCCAUCCAGAAAACAUUCCAUUUCAAUUUUAUCGCCUUCAACAUCUUCAAUUGAAUUGACAGGACAUAAUCAAAAUAAUAAUAAUAGUAGCAGUGCUAUUAAUAGAAUGACAAAUCAUUCAAAAUUUGAUAAUUUAUCAUCUGAAUAUAAUCCCAGUCAUAAUAGAUGGUCACCAGAACAUUUUAAUAGUAAUAAUAAUAAAGCAAAUAAUUCAAAUCGGCAUACACCUAAUAAAUAUCUCACAAUCAAUCCAUAUUACAAUAUGGAGGAUUCCAAUGCAUCUUCUUCUAAUGAAACAAAAAUUCAAAUAUUGAAAUCAAUUGAUAAUGAUGGUGUCGGUAGUGGUUUUACUAGUUGUACCAGUGGUAAUAUAGGUCAAAUUGGAGUUAUUUCAACUAAUCUUAGUAAUGAUAAUAAUAAUAACACUAUUGCUACUUCAAUUACCAAUAAUACUCCCAGUAGUAAUAACAAUUUUGAUAUCGAUUGUUUUCAUUAUCCGUUACGUGAAGCAAUGAAUCAGGAUCUAAUUGAUUUACUACGAUCACAAAUAUCAAAAUUAUUAGAGGAAAAUGAAAAGCUUGUGUCACGAAUUGAUGAUUAUCGACAAAAGAUAGCAUUUAUUGAACGCGAAAAACGAGAAGCAGCAGUAGAUCCAUCCAAUGAAAUUUUAACAUUACAAACGGAAUUAGGUGAAGCACGAAUGAGAGAAGCAGAACUGACUAUAUCAUUUGAAGAAUUACAGCACCGUAUAACAGCUAUAGAUCGGCUUAUAGAAACUGAUCCGGAAAUGGAGAACUUUUUUAAUGCUGUUACCAUAUCGCCAACAAGUUUAUCUAUGAAAAAACAAUCUCAGAUACCUAAUUCAAGUCAGAACAGUUCACCUGCAAAAUAUGCCAAUUAUCAAUCGACACAACACAAUUUAUCUGAUAUGGAAGAUCAACGAAUAGUACACGAAAUUCGUUCAUCCCCAUAUUCAACUGAAGAAAACAAUUCUCAAAAGUUAGCUUCACCAUCAAUCAAUAGAUCUUUGUAUAGUCGUGUAUCUAACAGUAAUAAUAAUAAUAAUAAUAGUUACACUAGUCGAAUUUAUUCUCGUCUUCAAAAUGAGCAAUACAAUAAUAAUUUUAACAAUGAUAUUGAUGGUGAAUUUCCUCGAGGUAUUCAACAAUCAGGAUUGGAUUCACCUCAAAGUGAUAGUGGUUGUAGCCUGGCUAGUCAUACAACAUCUGAUGGUAAAGAUGGAAAAGAAGUAACGAAUGUGUUUGGUCGAGUAACAGUUGGUGCAGAGAAUUAUGAUAAUUCUAAUAAUCGUAUAAAUGUUCGACGACUAACUCAACCUCAUUAUAACUUUCAAAUUGAAGCAAACAAUCGAACAAUGUCUCCUUCUCGUCGAGACAGAAGUCAUGGUGGUGAUGAAGAUGAAGAUUUUGACACAGAGUCAAAAAAUAAUCGUCCAAAAGGAUUUGUUUCAUUAUUACGUAGAAGUCGUAGUAGUGCUGCUGAUCAUGUUAUGAUGAAUGGAUUUCGAAGUGAACUUAACUCUCCUUGUUCUAACGACACAAUUAAUCAUAAUCGAGCAUCAAUAGACACUCCAACACCGACAGAAUCAGGUGCUUCGGGAUCAGAACAAUAUGAAAUAUGUGGGAAUGAGAGAAAACCAGGUGAUCGUUUAAGUCGAUUGAGAGCUUCUCUUAGGCAGUCAUUUGGAUGGCCUUUAUCAAAACCAGACUUUCGAAUGGAAGCCUUUGCAGCUAGGCAAGGUGAAGCUAGAGCUUUGUUAAAACUCAGAGAGACCAGAAUGGAUGUUCUGAGAGUACAAUCCAGAUGUCAAACAUUACAACGUCAUAUUGAUCGUCUGGAAGCUAUCAAUUCAUUUCGUAUGUCUGAACUUGAAGAUGCUGUAGCUAAUGAUCGUGAACUUCGUCAAGAGAUUAGAAAUUUACAAACUCGAAUCUUUCAAAUAGAAGCUGAGCAUCGAGAGUUUAAAGUUGGCCAACGAAUUAAAGAAAUGGAAUUAAUGAGUAAAUUAGCAGAAUCUAAUAUGCGUCUAUCUCAUGCAGAAAUGUCUAAUCAACAAGCGAUUGUCUGGUCCCAAUUGAAUAAAGCACAUGAAGCGGCAGUUGAUUUAUUGACACCAGCACAUUCUCAAACAUCUUUAAUAUCACCUUGUAUGUUAACAGUUGAAUCACCGUCUACUUCACGAUAUACCAUAGCAAAUAAUAGUAAUAAUAGUAAUAAUAAUAACAAUAACAAUCCUGGUUGUAAAGAGGAUGGUAUGGAUACUUGUCGAAACAAGAAUAAUUUUUCAUCAAUUUCACGAUAUGGUGAUUUAAGAAGAGAUGUAAGCGGACGGAAAACAGAUUUAAGCAAAACAACUAUAUUCACAGAGUUUUCUGAUGGACAACACAAUGCAAAUUAUGAAAGUAUAAAUGAUAGACGAUUAAUGAGAUCAGAGUCAAAUUCAUCAACUCAACGAAAUCAUCACCAUCAACAUACAUCUAGUAAUCGACGUGAUAAAUCAAUUGACUCUUUAUCAGAAUUACGUUUAAUGCCAGAAAUUAGCAUUAUAGGGAAAUCUUCAGACGUAAAUCGAUAAUUAUCAUCAUAUCAUUCAAUAACACAUUAAAACAACAAUGACAUUCAAUGUCUUUAUACAUUACAUAUCUGAUAAAUUCACAUAUCAAAAUAGCUCUUAGAUAUAAAUUGCUUCAAUAUACAUACAUAUAGAUAUAAUAUCUGUGUAUAUCGCUGUUUACAAAUGUAUUGUGUAUUCAAUGUUUUAUACCGAUCUGUCACUCAAUAUUAAGUACUUUUUACAUCACUCAUCCUUUCCUAAGCACUUAACAUCUACACUCUUCUCACAGAAACAAAACAAAAGAACACAACUACUAAUAAGCAAAUGAACAUAUAUACAUAUAUAUAUAUCUUAUGAACCAGUGUUUUCAAGUAGUUACCUUUCUUGAAACUUUGUUGUUUCUUCUUAUCUCUUUUUUCUUUUCUUUAUAAUCUCUUGUAGUCAUCAUUUGUACUACCUUUUUUCAUUGUUGUGUUCAAAGAAAAAAAGACAUAUACAGUUUGAUUUUUAGUAACGUAUGAUGAUUCCUUUUGUUUUCUUUCAAUAACUACACUUAUUAUUAUUAUUAUUAUUAUU